Morchella sextelata is the source of this 762-nucleotide messenger RNA. RefSeq lists its product as uncharacterized. Lineage: Eukaryota; Fungi; Ascomycota; Pezizomycetes; Pezizales; Morchellaceae. Bases 1 to 762 code for a protein of 253 amino acids. The transcript has a single exon. The record is from RefSeq and is a predicted model, not a curated record.
AUGAGCCUUUACUACGUGUACUUGAGAUGGUACAAGGAGAAAGAUAGUAGAUGUGGACAAUGGGCGCGUCAAAUUCUCACCUGCGAGUCCCGUUACGUUGCGGACGAGUUCUUUCGAGCAUGCAAGGAGCUCAAGGACACUCGGGGGAGGUCACGCUUCACAAGGCUUGAACGCAACAAUCCACAGUUCUGGCUAUACGAUACUACCGACGGCGAUCCAUGGAUGUCCCUCUUCGAUAUAUUGGGAGCGAAUCUCGGUAUGCCGGAUUCAGUCAAGGGGAGGAUAAUGCCAACUCUUCUUCAUGAUGGUCCCAGCCGGAUAUGGGAUGCUGCUCCUGUAAUUCCUGGGCGAGAUUGGGUUCACAAUUGCUCUUACUUCAUUCGCAAUAUACGGCAGCCCGAGCUCUACUGGUCCCUCGAUCCUUCAUCAUCCAAUAUCCUGGUCUCGGACAAACAAAAGACGAAAUUUCGAGUUUCUGCGGUCCAGUUUGGGCGUGAUGACAAGAACAAGGUUCUGACCCGAAGCGAUAUUGUCCGUCUAUCCCUUCCCAACAAUCCUGCCGCUGUGGGAGCUACAGCCCAUGUGCGAGUCGCAACAGAUAGUGGUGUGAUCUGUGGGGCGGAUGCGGGGGAAUUUACGUUUCGAUUUGGAGAUCUGCUUGGCAACUUUGGAAGCAAAUGGGCUGCACAUCCGGCCGGGGAUGCCCGCGAGUUCCUAACCUGGAGCGAGCAGGGUGAGCAGGAUGACUGGGAGCUUUGUUAG